Messenger RNA from Styela clava, 1443 nucleotides. The record is from RefSeq and is a predicted model, not a curated record. NCBI's taxonomy places the organism in Eukaryota, Metazoa, Chordata, Ascidiacea, Stolidobranchia, Styelidae.
CUGCUUUAGUCUAUUGGUAUAAAUACUAACUCUGAACAGCAUGGUGAGGACUCAGGACAAAUCACCAAGCGACAGUUAUAUCUUGUUUUCGUUCACAACUGUAUCCCGUUUAUUGGUUUCGGAUUUCUGGAUAAUGCAAUCAUGAUACUGGCGGGGGAAUACAUUGACCUGACUAUUGGCGUUACCUUAGGGAUUUCUACAAUGGCAGCUGCUGCUCUUGGAAACACCAUAUCAGACAUUGCUGGGAUCGGAUUGGCUGGAUAUGUUGAAAGCCUCUUCUAUAAACUUGGGUUGCCAGUACCUGCAUUAACACCGGAACAAGCAGAGCAGAAUUCAACUAUUUUUUCAUCUAAUGCGGGCAAAGCAUUUGGAAUUCUGAUCGGUUGUAUAGUUGGAAUGUUCCCGCUGUUAUUUAUCGCUAAAGAAGAAAAGGAAGAUGGAUGACAUCUUGAAUCAAUUUUCGAGUUUUAUCGAAGCAUUUGGCUUGAAAUACACUGAAUACAGUUACUUUUGAGCUGCUCGACUCGCGCCAUUAUUAUUUUAUUUGUUAAAGUAGCUCAGACCAUUUCAGUCUGUAGAACUGUAUGGUGAUACAGACAAGCAAUAAAAAGGCCUAAUAAUAUUUAACAUUAUAUCUGUAUUGCAUUCUAUUGACUGGGAUAAGUUUAUGCUUUCUCAUGCUUUAAAUUUUUAACUUUUCGAGCUGCUUCUCCAUUGCACCUGAGAAAGUAUAUUUAAAUCUUUUUUUCUGUAAUUGCCAUAUUUCUUCAUUUAGAAAUAUUUUUGUUGUUUCAUUAUUUUAACCAACAUUUUUUUUUUCAAAUCCUGUGUUAGUUUUUCAGUCAUAUAGUGUUCCUUUAGUUUUAAAUGUAUUUAGUUGUAUUGCAAUUUUCAGAUAUUUUAAUAAAUUUUUAUUCAAAGCAAAACCUGGAACAAUUACUGCCGGCUAUUGCUAGAUUUUAGGAUUUACAUAUUUAUCCCGACAUAUACAUAUUUAACCGACCAGCGGUUAUGUGAACCACCCUACGGCGACGAGGAGUCCAGCAGUUCUUUUGCACAUAACCAUCCCCGCUUGGGAUUCGAACAUGCGAACCCACGCAGAGUAAGCAGAGGUACGGUGGCAAGCGUAUUCCAAACGCUUAGCACAAUGAGCCACACUGCCGUGCCUGAUUAAACCGCUGGACGAUGAAUCGAAAAAAAUAUGCCUGAGACUCUAAAUCAGUGUUUCACAAACUUUUUUAAUAAAUUCCUCCCAAAUUUUGGAUCCAUAUAUUCUCCCUCACAAUGCUGAGGAACUCCAUUUUCGUUCUAUUCUAGAAAUCUGUAUUUGUAACUUUACUUUGAAUCAUAGGUUGCUGCUGUUUUUAGUUGGUAUUUUCUGUUGAAUUUUGUUCAUUUUAUAUAUUUAAAUAGUUAACAAUAUAUAUACAUGUUGAAUUUUUA